AUGCAAUCUCCAACUUCCCCUGUUUCUUAUACAGAAACAUCUGUAUCAUCCUUUUCAAAGGAACCAACCAAAACAACUACAUCAAGUCACCCAUUACCACAUGCCAACUUAUUGACUCCCCCAACCUUAACUCCCCCAACUAUUACAUCCGAUUUGCCAACAUCUACUUUAUCACCAAAUCACCACAACUACUAUACUCAUUAUUUAAAUAAAGCACAAUUCAAUUCUAUUCUAGUCAACUGUUCCAUUAAUUUAUUAAAAAUUUUGUACAAAGACCAGAAAUUUGAUGAAAAAUCAAUCAAAUUAUUCAUUAUCGAAAUACUUAGAAGAUCAAAAACUUCGAUUCAAUCACUUCAAUUAAGUUGCUUUUACAUUUAUAAAUUAAUUGUUGUCAAAGAAAAAAUCACUUUUGAUGCCAAAAAAUUGUUUCUUGGAUUGAUUAUAAUUAGUUCUAAAUUCAAUCAAGAUUAUAAUUAUUCGUUCAAGUCUUGGUGUAAAAUCUGUGGAUUAAAUGAAAAGUCAAAUGUCAAACAAUUGAUUCAUAUUGAAUCAACAAUUCUUCAAUGGUUGAAAUUUGAUUUAUGUUUAAUUGGAUCAAAAUAUGAAAACUGGUGUAAUUUACUAUUGAUUUUUGGUUACGAUUUUAUUAAAUAUCAAUUAAUCUUUGAUAAUAGAACUGAAAUAGUUUGGAAUCAAGAAAUUAAGGAUAAAAUUAACAGUUGGCAAGGUUUUUUCAAUCAAUUGAAUUUAGAUAAUUUGAAUAUCAUUAAUGUUAAUUUUAAUAAUUAUUUUAAUAACCAAUUGAACAAGAAAGUUUUCGUUGUCAAAGACGAGCAACCAACUAUCUUGUUGAAAAAGAGAAGUUCUACAAGUUUAUUUGAUGGCGACCAACCGGUUUCCAAAAAAGUAAAGGUCUAG
Messenger RNA from Candida dubliniensis CD36, 918 nucleotides. RefSeq names its product Pcl5p (gene PCL5). Bases 1 to 918 code for a protein of 305 amino acids. Gene Ontology annotation, cellular component: cyclin-dependent protein kinase holoenzyme complex; nucleus. Lineage: Eukaryota; Fungi; Ascomycota; Pichiomycetes; Serinales; Debaryomycetaceae. The transcript has a single exon. Gene Ontology annotation, biological process: regulation of cyclin-dependent protein serine/threonine kinase activity. The record is from RefSeq and is a predicted model, not a curated record. Gene Ontology annotation, molecular function: cyclin-dependent protein serine/threonine kinase regulator activity; protein kinase binding.